Messenger RNA from Magnolia sinica, 1945 nucleotides. RefSeq names its product probable amidase At4g34880. The record is from RefSeq and is a predicted model, not a curated record. NCBI's taxonomy places the organism in Eukaryota, Viridiplantae, Streptophyta, Magnoliopsida, Magnoliales, Magnoliaceae. Bases 103 to 1626 code for a protein of 507 amino acids. The transcript is spliced from 5 exons.
CCUCUUGUUGGAUGCUAAAUCUAUUAACAGUGGCCAUACAUAACCCAGUGCUGGUUACUAGAUAAGGAGAGUGUCUAAAGAAACAGUAUAUGCACCAAAGCCAUGGCAGCCCUCUCCAUGCCAUCACCAUCAGUAUUAUCGUUCCUCUUCCUGCUGCUUCUGCUUCUGCUUCCAUGUAAUCAAGGCUUCAACAUCAAAGAAGCAACAGUCCAUGACAUCCAGGUGGCAUUCCAGCAGAAGAAGCUCAGCUCCAGGCAACUCGUCCUCUUCUACCUCGAUCAGAUUCAGAUCCUUAACCCCAUUCUCCGUGCUGUCAUUGAGAUAAACCCAGAUGCGCUCCACCAGGCUGACGUGGCAGAUCUGGAAAGGAGGGAGGGGAAGUGCUCCAAGGGCCUGCUGCACGGCAUCCCCAUCCUACUCAAGGACAACAUUGCCACAGCCGAUCGACUCAACACCACCGCAGGUUCACUGGCCUUGCUCGGUUCGGUCGUUCCUCGAGACGCGGGUGUGGUGAAGAGGCUGAGGAAGGCUGGUGCUGUCAUCCUGGGGAAGGCCAGCCUCAGCGAGUGGUCUGGUUUUCGUUCUGAAUUUGCACCCCGUGGAUGGAAUGCCAGAAGUGGUCAAGGAAAUAAUCCAUACGUGUUGUCGGCCAGUCCUUGUGGAUCAAGCAGUGGAUCAGCCAUUGCAGUGGCUGCAAAUCUGGUGACAGUGUCAUUAGGCUCGGAGACAGCUGGUUCGAUCAUCUGCCCUUCCAGCUACAAUUCAGUGGUAGGCAUAAAACCCACUGUCGGCCUCACCAGUCGAAGUGGAGUCAUCCCAAUUUCUCCAAGGCAGGAUACAAUAGGUCCCAUCUGUAGGACAGUAUCGGACGCAGUUUACGUUUUGGACGCUAUUGUUGGGUUCGACCCAAGAGAUGCUGCAACUGAGAAAGCAUCCAAGCUUAUUCCGCACGGUGGCUACACUCAGUUUCUUAAGGCAGAUGGGCUCAAAGGAAAGAGACUAGGAAUUGUGAGGAAACCAUUCUUUGAAUUGCUUUCAGAACCUGCGAUCAAGCAAACUUUCGAGGAACAUCUUAGUACACUAAGGCGAAGAGGUGCAAUCUUGGUGGACAAUUUGGAGAUAGCAAACGUGAGUGAAAUAGUUAGUACGAAUUGGACACGAAUUGCAUUAUUGAUGGAGUUCAAGGAAUCAAUAAAUACAUACCUUUCGGAGCUUGUCCAUUCUCCUGUUAGAUCUCUGGUGGAUCUGAUUGCCUUCAACAAUAAAUACUCGGCACAGGAAAAUGUUAAGGAAUAUGGUCAGACCUUCUUUCUACAAGCUCAGAGGACAAAUGGACUAAACAAAAACAUCAUAAAGGCCAUAAAGAGACUGUCGAAAGAUGGAUUUGAGAGGAUGAUGAAGGACAAUAACUUGGAUGCAAUGGUGACACCUGACUGGGUUGCUUCAAGGGUCCUUGCAAUAGGUGAGUGUCCAGGAAUAAGCAUUCCAGCAGGAUAUAAAAUGGAUGGGAUGCCUGUUGGGAUUUGCUUCGGAGGAUUAAGGGGGUCUGAACCCAAGCUUAUCGAAAUCGCAUAUGCUUUUGAACAAGCGACCAAGAUUCGUAAGCCACCUUCAUUCAAGCCAUGACAUGGUUGCGAGAACCAAUCUAGUAUAACCUGUGUGGAUAUGGGGUGGAUCUCAUUCAUGUGAAAUAGUUUCCUAUGUUACUAGUAGGCAAGUGCCUAUAUGGCUAGUCAUACUAAUGUUUUCCUUAUAAGUUUGUGUGCUCUAAAACUUGUCCUUCAUUCAAGCUAUAGUAACAUGGUGGAAAUUAAAGAAGCAAAAUAAAUUUCAAUAAAUCUUUACUAUAUAUAAGGUGACGAGCAGACAAAUGAUUUUUCCCAUACUCUCAGUUAUCGGAAGGUUGUAAACUUUGAGAGUUGAAAGGACAUUGGAUUGUGGACAA